UAUUUCGGUAUGUGGAAAGCAUGAAUUUUACUUACAUUCGUAGAAAACAGAGCCUUUGUUUGGACAAGUUUAUCAUGAGACAAGUUUUGGUACGAGUUUGAUUUCAUCUGCUUUCUUCUCUUCCUCUUCUCGAACGGUACGAAAUGUUUAUUUUUAGUCCGUGUUUGGAUACAAAUUAAUUUCGCCUAGGUGAUGCUUACUUGUUUCCUCUUCGCCCACAUAUAAUUCACCAUUUUUACAUAACGACAUGUCCAGCCAAGUCUGCCUUCUAUGUUUGGAAAUUGGCGUCGGCGACAAAGCAGGUCUGAAAUUCAACAAAAUCAGAAUUGAAACCCUCUACGACGUGCUGGCACCCAAGAUCAAAUUUUCAUUUGAACCGAAGCUUGCAGAGGAUGACAUUUGUGAAUUUUGUCAAGAUUGUUAUCCUCUCGUCAAUAAGGUGGAAGAACUCAGGCACCAAAUUUCAUCUCUGGAGAAACAAGUUAGAACGAAAGUUGGAGAAAUUCGGGCUACAAUUAUAGAGCAUUCUUCUUCUUUAAUAGAAAACAAAUCGGGAGAGAAAACUAUGCAAAUCCGUGAAAAUAUAAUGCACGUAACAGGCCAGAAAGACGACAAAGAUUUUCCAUCCGACGACAUCCAAGUAAAAGUGAAGCAGGAGGAUGAUUUUCUUAGUGAUGUGGACAUUGUGGAAGAUCAAUCCUUUCACACUUAUCCGUCUUACCCUACAGAUAUCAGAGUAGAAGAAGAUGACGUUGAGGAUGAUGAUUCCGAGUUUUGCAUCAUUCCUUUUUCUCAACAAAAGAAGCCAAGAGGAAGACCUCGAUCGACUAAGAACAAAUCACCACCAUGCAAACGACAAAGAGAGGAUUCCGAAGAUGAAGCUAAAGAACCAGUAAUUCCAAAAAUAGUUUCGAAACGGAUCAAAUUGCAGUCGGGGGAACUAGUCAUUGUGUCGCAACUAGAGCUUCCUCAGCCUCCCAAAAUUUCUUUAGAAGAGACACGAUCCACACGUCUCACCAGAAGGCAAAUUUCGAAAAAAUCAGCUUCCAUAUCCAACUCAGACUCAGAAUCAGAGGAAGAUACAGAUAACGAACUGGACGACGACAAUGAUUGGACUCCUGAAACUGAUGAUGCGAAUGCAGAACCCUCCUCUGAGGAUGAAAGAGAAAAGAAAACAGGUUGCACCAUCAGCCCCAGCCAGUGUUCGAAGUCUCUCGCCUCCAAUUCCGAAAAUUGUGUCCCUUGCCCGGUGGCGUUAUGCUCCUCCGUGUUCCGCACACACAAGGAUAAAGAUGUCCACUUGAAGCUUAGUCAUGAAGGUGUUGUUCCAUAUCCGUGCCGCAUUUGUGCCAGAAAGUUUAAUUGCCAAACAUCUCUCGCCUCACAUAUGGUGAUUCGCCACGAAACAGACAAGAAGGAAUUCUCCUGUUUCAAAUGUGACAAGAGCUUCUGCCUAGAGGAGAAUUUGGCGAGACAUGUGAAACUGCAUGAAGUAGAGGGGAUCAAGCCGCUAAUUUGCGACGUGUGCGAUUCCAGAUUCGCAGAUAAGAACAGGCUAGAGCGCCAUAUGGAGACGCAUAAUACUAAAAAGUUUCGGUGUAAGCAUUGCGGGAACGGUUAUAAGAAUGUAACACGUUUGGAAAGACAUUUAGGUACUCACACUGGCGAAAGACCGCUGAAAUGCCCUCAUUGUGAUGCUACAUGGGUAGAUAGGACCACCCUACAACGCCACAUCUCACGCGCCCACUCAGCCGGUCCAGCUCAUAUUUGUCACAUUUGCGGUAAAGGAUUUCAUAUUCUGCCAGACCUCAAGAAGCACCUUAAACGGCACGAUGGGAAACUUCGAGUCAUAUGCGACACCUGUGGCGACACGUUCGUGGACGUUACAGCAUUGCAAUCUCACCGCGUUAAAACGCACGGAGAUGACCCCGUCAUUUGCGAUGAAUGCCCUAAAACUUUUACCUCACUGGAAGGAUUAAGACGGCACAAGCAAAUUCACAAAGGAAUUAAACCACACAAGUGUGAGACUUGCGACGCCCGUUUCAACAGGAAGCAAAAUCUCGACACCCAUAAACUAUCCCAUACUAAGGAACGAUCCUUUUCCUGUCCCCACUGCGAAAAAACCUUCAAGAAUAAAAGAAGUUUAACUACUCAUGUGAAAGAAAUUCACGCCUCCAGCUACGUCGCCCCCAGUCCUCACAAGUGUCCCCAGUGUAGCAGAGAAUUCCGCAAUAACUCUUUUUUGGAGGCACAUAUUCGCCAAAUCCACACAGGGGAGCGGCCCUUCGUUUGCAACCAGUGUGAAAAGGGGUUUGCUGUCGAACAUGCGCUAACUAUGCAUUUAAAAGGGACCCACGGCAUCGUCGUGGAGAAAGGGGGUAGAAGCUAAACUUGAUGAAAGAUGCGAUUGACGAGGAGGAAGGAAACGCUUAAAUAUUUAUUAUUUUUAUUAUAGAUUUAGACAAUCUAACACUUACAUUUAUGCACUGUAAACUGAACCUAGAGAAUAUAAUCUGUAAUUCUCGUACAUAAAUAAAAAUUCGCCUACAAGUACA
Messenger RNA from Folsomia candida, 2555 nucleotides. RefSeq names its product gastrula zinc finger protein XlCGF26.1. The record is from RefSeq and is a predicted model, not a curated record. Bases 248 to 2389 code for a protein of 713 amino acids. The transcript has 8 exons. NCBI's taxonomy places the organism in Eukaryota, Metazoa, Arthropoda, Collembola, Entomobryomorpha, Isotomidae.